AUGCGUUAUACUAUCCUCGCCUUCGCUAUCGGCGCCACUGCCGCUCCCCUCACCGGUUACUCUUCUGGAGCCUCUUCUGGAGUCUGCCCUCCUGGACUAUACAGCAACGCUCAAUGCUGUGCCACUGACGUCCUUGGUGCCGCUGCCUUGAACUGCAAAGCUCCGUCCACCACUCCCACUAGCACGGAUCAGCACAUCAGCGGAUGCGCGGCUACGGGUCAGCAAGCUAAAUGCUGUGUGCUCCCAAUUGCGGGCCAGGCUCUUCUUUGCCAGGAUGUUACCCCCAGUGCUAACGGAGGCAACAAUGGCGGUGCUAACGGAGGCAACAACGGUGGUGCUAAUGGAGGCAACAAUGGUGGUGAUAAUGGAGACAACGAUGACGACAACAACGGUGGUGCUUACGGAGCCGGUGCCCAAGCCAGCCAGACACCUACUUCCUAUCCUGCUUCCCAGGCGACCCCCUGCCCUAGUUCCUCCCCUGCUGCUGUCCCUUACUAG
This is a messenger RNA of Bipolaris oryzae ATCC 44560, 498 nucleotides long. RefSeq lists its product as uncharacterized. Gene Ontology annotation, cellular component: extracellular region. The record is from RefSeq and is a predicted model, not a curated record. The transcript is spliced from 3 exons. NCBI's taxonomy places the organism in Eukaryota, Fungi, Ascomycota, Dothideomycetes, Pleosporales, Pleosporaceae. The coding region runs from base 1 to 498 and encodes 165 amino acids.